AUGCGGCCGCCAAUGAGGUGCUACGACCCUUGUUUGAUCCAAGAACCUACAAUUUACAGAUUGAAUGAAGCAGUUAUGCAUUUUGGCGAGAGCAUCAAGGAAAUUAUUAACGAGGAUUUUGGCGACGGAAUUAUGUCAGCUAUAGACUUCUACUGCUCAGUCGACAAGGUCAAGGGUGUUGAUGGGAAGGACCGUGUCGUGAUAACAUUUGAUGGUAAAUAUUUGCCAUACACCGAGCAGAAGGUGGAGCACAUGGCUUCCAGACAACCGCCGCAGGGAAGCUGAACGAGAUUCAAAAGUUUGCAGUAUGGUUGCUACGGGAAUUUGAUCUUUUUCUCCCUGCAGUGUAAUUGCUUUGCAUCUCUUUAUUUUGAAAAUCGUAUUGACAAGAUUGAAGCUGCUUGUUAUUGUGUAUGAAAGAAAGCUUCGUAGCUAGUGUUCUCUUGGCAUUCAAGUCUUGUAUGUGGAUCAUGUCAUGAUCAAGUUUGUCCUAGUCCUAGAUAAUUUCAUGGCUGCUUGGUGAUGAUAUGUCUUGGAAUAUCUUGAAUUGAUUGUCUAUCAGGACAUAGACAUGCAAUUAUCUUUAUACUAGGUUUAAAAUUUGUUGUUUGCUUCUCUAA
Momordica charantia (bitter melon) is the source of this 620-nucleotide messenger RNA. RefSeq names its product cyanase (gene CYN). The record is from RefSeq and is a predicted model, not a curated record. Gene Ontology annotation, molecular function: DNA binding; cyanate hydratase activity. Lineage: Eukaryota; Viridiplantae; Streptophyta; Magnoliopsida; Cucurbitales; Cucurbitaceae.